Molecule: messenger RNA, 1660 nt
Organism: Selaginella moellendorffii
Lineage: Eukaryota; Viridiplantae; Streptophyta; Lycopodiopsida; Selaginellales; Selaginellaceae
Exons: 2
Coding region: 41-1162 (373 amino acids)
Biological process (GO): SCF-dependent proteasomal ubiquitin-dependent protein catabolic process
Molecular function (GO): ubiquitin-protein transferase activity; protein binding
Source: RefSeq, a predicted model, not a curated record
CCUUGCAUAAAGAUUGGGUUUUCCUUCGGGUCAGGGCAGAAUGGAGCGCCUAACGGAGGAUCUCUUGCUCCAGAUCUUUGCGGGCUUGGAGCUUGACGAUCUGGGGAGGCUGCGGUGCGUGUGUAGAUCCUGGCACAGCGCCAUUGCUUCGCAGGGAUUCGCCAAGCAAUGGAAGAACAGGGACCAGGUCUGUUGUGUCUUGCGCACCAAGGACAGCAUCCACAGAGAAGUGUGGUUCCCGGGCAGCGGCGCAAGAAGAUCUACCGGAUUGAAUCCGGGGCCUCGUGGGUGUUUCUCCAUUGGGGUUUCUUCUUCACACGGCCUGGUUUGCGGAUUGCUACCAGAAGAGGGGCGCUACUGGAACACGCCUGACACAGCAUGGAAGUUUGUGGUAGGAAAUCCAUUGACAAACAAAUGGAGGCGGCUGCCUCCAAUCGAUAUCCCUUCUCGUCCGCUCUCCACCAUGGAAAGGAUCCAUCUCCAGGCUGAUCCGUCCAAAGGUUCCUACAAGCUGGCGAUCACCUACAGUGAAGUUGGCAGUGACUACGAAGUGAUCUACCAGGCGCGCCAGUAUGAUUCAGAGUCGCGGGUUUGGACCUCGGCAGUGCCCUUUAUUGGCGAGCACGACGGCGCAAAUACGAAGAUCGACGGCUCCGUGCUGGGAAGCGCGGGGCUCCAUUACCCUCCAUACUUUCUCAUGGCCUACAAUCCAGAUUCCAUGGCCUGGUCUUGUCACAAGCACUUUGCGGGUGAUCGCGAUCCAACUCCCCUCAAUGAAUCUGUCUACAAGGAGUACAAGCUCCUUGACAGCACCGCCUUAUCUGGAGUCUUGAGGUGGAGAGGCAGGAAUUUCAUGGUGACGCACUCGUUUAGCUGCGUGGUGCUCUGGGAGCUGGACACUGUGGCAGGAGAGUGGAAGGUUUUGUCAAGCAGGCGGUAUAAGGAGCUGUAUGGCACGAGGCCGUCGAGAAGGAACUCGGAUAUCCAGGCGCUGCUUGUUGGGAGCACAAUAGUUUUCUCGGAUCGCUACGGGACCCUGUACGUGUAUGCGCCGUAUGCGUACAACCUCGAGGACUCAACUUGGCACUCGUCAGCUUCGAGUGCGGACACGGGCACUGCACUCAGCUGCGCAUUCAUACCCAGCUUUAACGUCGAGCCAUAGGAGAAUCUCGCGAGCAUCUUGCGAGAGGUGAGUACUUAGUUUCAUAGGAGCGGUACAGGAGCGGUCUAAAGUGAGGAACACGUGAAAAACUCUGCGAUCCUGCCUGCGCCUGCGCGGAGGUAAGCUCGAAAAGCUAAGCAAGACCGCAGAGCUACGACUCUUACCACGCCAAGCUACGACUUGCACAGAUUGGUAGCAAUAGUGCCCUGACGGACAAAGGAGCGUCGGCUCCUCUGUCAACCGACGCUCAAGGUCUACAACAUUCCACUGCAGAAAAAACAUACUCAAGAAAGCAGAGCCGCUGCCGAAGAAACGCUGCGUGGGCGAUUUCCUGCCGAGGGAAGAGCUCCCGGGAGAGAAUCUGGAUUGAAUCGCUCCCGGGACAAAGUUAUUGGCUGAUCUUUCGUCUCACCACCGAAAAUCAUUAUUUAUGUAAUGAGAACAGCGAAUGUACCGUAGAAUCUUUUGCUCGUUUGAAAAUUUCUUGUGGUUUACUUC